Messenger RNA from Eurytemora carolleeae, 1043 nucleotides. Its product is annotated as putative thioredoxin peroxidase. Lineage: Eukaryota; Metazoa; Arthropoda; Copepoda; Calanoida; Temoridae. The record is from RefSeq and is a predicted model, not a curated record. The coding region runs from base 70 to 897 and encodes 275 amino acids. Gene Ontology annotation, molecular function: thioredoxin peroxidase activity. The transcript is spliced from 3 exons. Gene Ontology annotation, cellular component: cytosol. Gene Ontology annotation, biological process: hydrogen peroxide catabolic process; cell redox homeostasis; response to oxidative stress.
GUCUGUUUUGAAAAUAUCGCAAAGAUUUAAUUUUUUUUCUUCUCAAGUAGUAAUACCUAAUACGUAAUCAUGCUUCAAGCUAAGAUAGAAUCUUUUAGCAUACCUAAAGUUGUUGAUACAUUAGGAAAUGUCAGAAGCAUUGAUAUAAAAGACUAUCGCAAUAAAUAUGUCGUUUUUCUAACAUUUACUGCAGCCUUCCACGAUAUCUCCACUUUUGAACUGAUCGAGUUCUCCAAAGCUGCCGAAUCAUUCAAGAACGAGAAUGCAGUUCUUCUGGGCAUAUGCAGAGAAACCACCAAUGCUAUUCAAGACUGGAUGGCCAGUAUUCCUGUGGUGUUCCCAGGGGAAAAGGCAAGGUUCGACAUUGUAUCUGAUUUAACAGCCAAAGGAUUAAUCUUUAAGCUGGAAGGAACAGCAGAGAUCGGAUAUCCAGGACCUAUGACUUGUAUAUUAGAUAAGACAGGAUCUGUUCGACAUGUCACAGAGGUUUCAUCAAUCAUAGGACGAAGUGUGGAUGAAACUCUCCGUAUUGUCCAGGCUUUAAAGCUAGUGGAUGAAUAUGGAGGUUCAGCUUUAGCUCCUGGAGACUGGAGGGUCGGAGAACCGUACAUUGGAAAUACAAGAUAUGGAGUAGAUACGUUCUACGCUGCAAGAGCAGGACUAAACUCUAACUUUUUCUUAAAAAUACUCAGGAUGGUUCAAUCCUUUUUCACUCCGAACGAAGAAGAAAUAACAUCGUCAGAAUCUAAUAAGUUUAUGAAGGAACUCCAGUUGACUUUACCUCUGAAAGCGGGUCAAAUUUUGAAAACGGUUCAAAUUCUACCCAUAACAGUAGCACUUUUAUUAGUUCUAGUCCUCGCUCCGGCUCCUACAAUACCCCGGAUACUUUAUCAUUAAACAACCCCAACACAAGAAAACCAUGAUUUGUUUUGAACCAGAUAAUUUCAGAGUUCUGUCUUGAAUUAUAAAAAUUAGAUGUGAUAAAUAGAAAAAUUCAAAACUAUAUAACUUAUUUUGUAAUAAAAGCUUAUAAAAUGUGUUUC